Messenger RNA from Pogona vitticeps (central bearded dragon), 2073 nucleotides. RefSeq names its product DND microRNA-mediated repression inhibitor 1 (gene DND1). The record is from RefSeq and is a predicted model, not a curated record. Gene Ontology annotation, molecular function: RNA binding. Lineage: Eukaryota; Metazoa; Chordata; Lepidosauria; Squamata; Agamidae.
GCUAUAAAAGAAGGCGGCACGUUCCGCCGGGUAGCGCGUGGCUGGAAAGGAGAAGAGGGUGUGUCUGUGUGUUAUGGCUACUAUGCUGCAGGUGUCUGCUCAAAAGUGGAGUGAGGAGGUGAAUCAGACUAACAAAGCAGCUCUUCUGGCUUGGGUGAAAGAGACAGGAAUCCAGUUAGUGCAGAUCAAUGGCCAGAGAAAAUAUGGCGGCCCUCCACCAGGCUGGGCUGGCAGUGUCCCACCAUCUGGUACAGAGGUUUUCAUUGGGAAGAUCCCACAGGAUAUCUAUGAAGACAAACUCAUUCCUCUUUUCCAAAGUGUAGGGAAACUGUAUGAAUUUCGCCUCAUGAUGACGUUCAGUGGCCUUAACAGAGGUUUCGCAUAUGCCAAAUAUAUGAACCGCCACAGUGCCCAGGAGGCCAUUGUUGUGCUCAACAACUUUGAAAUCCAGCCCGGCCACCCCAUUCUGGUCUGCAGAAGCACAGACAAAUGUGAACUCUGCAUUGAUGGCCUGGCUUCCUCCGUGAAAGAGCACCAGCUUUUGCCACUGCUUCAGGAACUCACCACAGGGGUGCUGAGCCUCUCUUUGCACCCCAGCCCUUACAAGAAGCAGAGACAACUUGCAGAGGUGAAAUACACCACCCAUCAGGCUGCAGCAAUAGCCAAGAAAUCUCUGGUAGAAGGUACUUUGUGUCUCUUUGGAGACCAGAUUGAAGUGGAUUGGCUGAAACCCAGCAUAAAGCAGGAGGUCCACAAGGGUGCCCCAGUUCAGGAUGUCCCAGAGAUCCUACCAUUCAGUCACACUCGGAGAGAUGCCCCUAGCCAAGGGCCUUCUGAGCCUGCAGAUUGCCAUAUGUUAUCAGCUGUGGGCAGUGUGGUGGACUAUCUGAAAUUGGAGUGUGAGAAGCGACAGCUGGGGCCCCCUCAGUUCUACACAAAGUGUGUACAGAGGAAUCCAGAAGGUUGGCUGCAGUUUUGGUAUCAGGUGACCAUACCCAGUUGCCCAUCUCCUUUCAGUGGGUUAAUCUGGAUCAAGCCAGAUCACUCUCGAUUGGAAGACCAUGAGAAAGUCAAGAAUACAGUAGCCUUGCAGCUGCUGAAAGUGCUGGGGUUACCAGUUGUGUAAGACAUAGAACUGCUCUGAAGUUUGAGAGGGCCCGUGUGCCUCCUUGAAUGUAACACAAACCCAUAUGGACAGUGGGUGCCUGGUCUUGUUUGUCAUUUGUAACUGGCAUGCAUUGUUUCUUUUGGGGCAUUUUUUCCCUAUCAUUUCAGUAUUGCUAAAAUGUUUUGUGUUUUGUUCUUUGAACAACCCCCAUUCUUUAGGGAAGGGGAGUGGAAGAAAGGUUAUGUGCCUCUUCCUAAGCAAGUGAAGUAAGUGAGGGUAUUCUGUGUGCUGAGUACUAGGUUUUCCUUCCUAAAGCAAGUACUGUGUUAAGACUAAAUGUAAAGGCUAAAGUAGACACUAUAUUAUGUAGUGAGUAAGGAAGCCUCAUUUUCUUCCAAAUAAGUGCACAGGAGCCCAAGCUGAUCAUCACGCAGAGAUAGGAGAAACUUAAACCUACCCUCCCCAGUUGGGGUUUCCUUAAAUUCAGCCACACUUUCCUCUCCAGGGCUGAUAAAAGAGGGGGAAACUUGAUUGAUGCCCUUGGCCCUUCUACUGAGAUACAGGGGUUCUAAGUCACAUUGAAUCCCUGUCCACAUAAGACAAAAAGGAAGAUUUCCUUACAUACUACUUGUUUAAUGCAACUUUAGGUUCAUCUGUUAGCAUGCCAGUCACGAUUCAGUUUCAAGAGUAAGGAGACAGUUUUUCUUUAUUAAAAUAUUAUUGUUUUUUGUAUUUCUUAAAUUUGGAAUAUGUUUUCAGUUAUGUUUGGAGUAUGUUUUCAUUUGUUUGUACAAUAGUUUCAACUGCUUUGCAGUCAGGGUGAUGUUUCUGACUACUUUCUGGUGCCUCUUAAUAAGCACAACGCAGCUCCUGUACCAACCAGGUGGCUUUUUAACACAGGAAACUAUUCCUAAUGAAUGAUAAUAUAUGCAAAUAAGGAUUUCAAGUAAAAAAGAUAUACAUCA